AGCUGGAUCCUUAAACCACUGAACCAGCCCAGGGAUCGAACCCGCAUCCUCACAGAGACAACAUCAGGUCCUUAACCGGUUAGCCACAACAGGAACUCCCUACUUGCCUUAUUUGAGAAAGCCUCAUUGACUGUUUGUGAUUGUUUGUCCUUAGGUUUUGAUUUCUUAACAUUGAGGCAUUGACGGGCUUAGGUUUGCUAAGGCUGCUAAGGCAUUAGAAUCAUCUCAGUCUAAUGGCCUCCCUGUUUAAUUAAUUUAGCAGUAAUAACACUAUAUGGCAUUUGUUUUAAAAGUAUGGAUUCUAAAGUGCUUUUCACUGAUGCUGAUGCUGAAAUUUUCUUUUUUUUGUGUCAGCAAACACCAAACGAGUUAUUUCACCGCCUUUCUCUACUUUACAAAAGAGGACUGAGGGAAAGUGGCUGGUGGAAGCCACAGAGCAAGUUCAAGGCUAGACUGAGAGGAGAACCUAGGGGUUCUGAAUCACCCUCCCAGUUUAACCCCAAACACUUUCCCUCCGCAGCUAUCUGAUGAGUCUUUAGCAGAGGCCAAGUCCUCCCAGGCCCAUCAGGGAAAGUGCUCCUGGGAGAAGACAUCUGAAUGUCAUUUUCCAGGAUGAUUAUCUGGAGUUUGCCAGAUGAAAGGUAACCUGACUUCCCCUCUCCCAGGGCUAACUCGGAGGGAGAACCCUGCACCGUCCCGACUUAGCCACCUCAGUUGAAACUCAGUCAAAACCUACUUCAGUAAACACACAGUAAGUGCUCAAUAAACAUUUAUUGUGUUUAUUACUGUAUCUCAGAUUAGCAAAGUGAGGCAAUGAUGUCAAUCAACCGACUUAAGAAGCCCUCUGUAUCUUUUUCCUCAUAUCCUUAACAGGAUAGACUCUUCCUGCUUCACUAUUCCACUUCCUCAUCUUUGCUUGAAACCUUUUGCUGUGUUUCCAUUUUCUACACAUCUUAGCUGAAUAGGUUCCAUUUGCAUAUACCUGGAGUGUUUUUCCUAGUUUACGGUUUUGAUUCUUCACUGUUUCCGUACACUUCUACCGUAGCUCCCAUAUUCCAGUUCUUACCGCCUUUGCUCAGAAUUCUCUGCUGUACGGCACUAACUGCUACUAGGAAUAUGGCGCCUUCCAGUCUGUCACGGGUUUCGUUCAGCAGGCGCAACCAUAUUAAACCCCUGGCUCAGGGAGACUAUCAACCGGGAAAGUCUCGCGAUAAAGGUAUCUGCUGUUUCUCAAGAACCACAGAAAAUGAUCAAGUCUCAGGUGUGACUGUUGGACUUUGCUCAGGAGGAGUGGCAGCAGCUGGACCCUGCUCAAGGAAACCUAUACAGGGAUGUGAUGCUGGAGAACUAUAGCAACCUUGUUUCAGGGGGGUCUCAGUCUCUGAAUUCAGAUGUAACCUUCUUGUUUAAACAAGGAGAACCAUGGAAAGAGGAGGAACACAUGUCAAAUUGGACCUAUUCAGCAAAUGUAUGAGACUGGCAUUAUCACAGUUCUAUGGGUGAGGCAGGUGGAGCCCAGAGAUAUCCCCUGAUCCAGCUGAGGCCAGUUGCUGGUCUGUUUUCUCAAGCCUCUACCUGAUUGGAUAAGAUGAAGUUUAGAAGGAGGACCUGACCAUUGGCCCCUGACUACCUGUCUUUGAGGGAAGAAAUAUUAUCUUCUGCUUAAUCCUGGAUACUAUAUCCAAAGGCAGAGUGUUAAUUCUAAAGCUGAAAGCUUCUGAAAAAUAAAUGGUGUCAUGGCAUGAUGUUAGAAAAAUUUUCAAAUGAUGGUUCUUCACAUUCGAAGAAUUGGAAUUCAAUAACUGGUUUGAGCAACACAAGUAAUAUUAUAAGGAAAAGCAAUUCAGGAGAAAGAUCAUGAAUGUAACAGUUUGAGGGAAAUGUCUAAUCUCAGCUCAAAUCUUUUUAAACAGCUGAGAGUUUCUAGAAGAUAAAGACCUCAUAAUUAUGACACAGAUGCAUAAUUCUGCUUCAAUAGAUUUUUUUAAAGGCAGCUUAUAAAGGAAAAAUAAUUUCAUAUAUAAAAUUACUUAUGUUUGAAACAAUUUAAAUGUACAGCUAUAGUUCAGUACUGAUGGAAUCUGAGAACAUUUGUAUGAGAGAGAAACGUGAAUGUAAACUAUGUGGUAAAUCCUUCAGCCGAAACACUAAUCUUAUUCAACAUCAAAGAAUACAUACUGGAGAGAAAAAGCCUUAUGAGUGUAAUGAAUGUGGGAAAGCUUUUAGUCAGAGCACUAAUCUUAUUCAACAUCAAAGAGUCCAUACCGGGGAGAAACCUUAUAAGUGUAAUGAAUGUGAAAAAGCCUUUAGUCACAGAUCAUCCCUUAAAAAUCACGAGAGAAUACAUACUGGAGAAAAACCCUAUCCUUGUAAAGAAUGUGGGAAGGCUUUCGGCCAUAUUUCAGCCCUUAUUCAGCAUCACAGAAUUCACACUGGAAAGAAACCAUAUGUAUGUGUCAAAUGUGGGAAAACCUUCAGUCGGAGCACACAUCUUAUUGAACAUCAAGGAAUUCAUUCUGGGGAGAAAUCCUACCAGUGUAAGGAAUGUAGGAAAGUUUUGUAUCACAGCACAUCACUAAUCCGACAUCAGAGAACUCACACAGGAGAAAAACUCCACAAAUGUAAUGAAUGUGGAAAAGCCUUCAGCCAUACUCCAGCCUUCAUUCAACAUCAGAGAAUUCAUACUGGGGAGAAACCCUAUGAGUGUAAUGAAUGUGGAAAAGCUUUUAGUCAGAGCACUAAUCUUAUUCAACAUCAAAGAGUCCAUACUGGGGAGAAACCUUAUAAGUGUAAUGAAUGUGAAAAAGCCUUUAGUCACAGAUCAUCCCUUAAAAAUCAUGAGAGAAUACAUACUGGAGAAAAACCCUAUCCUUGUAAUGAAUGUGGGAAAGCUUUCAGCCAUAUUUCGGCCCUUAUUCAACAUCACAGAAUUCACACUGGAAAGAAACCAUAUGUAUGUGUCAAAUGUGGGAAAACCUUCAGUCGGAGCACACAUCUUAUUGAACAUCAAAGAAUUCAUUCUGGGGAGAAAUCCUACCAGUGUAAGGACUGUAGGAAAGUUUUUUGCCACAGCACAUCACUAACCCGACAUCGAAGAACUCACACAGGAGAAAAACCCUACAAAUGUAAUGAAUGUGGAAAAGCCUUCAGCCAUACUCCAGCCUUCAUUCAACAUCAGAGAAUUCAUACUGGAGAGAAACCCUUUGAGUGUAAUGAAUGUGGAAAGGCCUUUAAUCGGAGUGCACAUCUUACUGAACACCAGAGAACUCAUACUGGAGAGAAACCUUACGUUUGUAAGGAAUGUGGAAAAACUUUCAGCCGAAGUACACACCUUACAGAACAUCUAAAAAUACAUUCUGGUGAGAAACCCUAUCAAUGUAAUGAAUGUCAAAAACAAUUUUGCUAUAGAACAUCACUAAUUCGACAUCAGAGAAACCAUACAGAAGAGAAACCCUAUCAAUGUAAUGAAUGUGGGAAAUCCUUUAGCUUAAGCUCAGCCCUUUUCAAACAUAAGCAGACUCAUAGAACAGAGAAGCCUUAUCAGAGUAAUGAAUGUGGGAAAGCCUGCAGCCAUAGGUCAUCAUUUAUCCCUGAGCACUCACAAUAGUAAAAAGACAAAAACCAAAACUCUAGGAUUAUUGUAGAAGAAAAACCUUAGGUAAAAUAUUCAUUCAGUGUUUGUACUGAGAAGAAACACUGUUCUUGUAAUUCAUCUGAAUAAUGUGCCAUCAUUGAGAUCAAAACUUAUAAUGGAAAUGCCUCCAAAACUGAAGUUUGUUUUUAUUAUUUAAUUUAAUUUAAUUUAAUUUAUUUAUUUAUUUUGUCUUUUGGCCAUUUGUAGGGCCACUCCC
Sus scrofa (pig) is the source of this 3851-nucleotide messenger RNA. Lineage: Eukaryota; Metazoa; Chordata; Mammalia; Artiodactyla; Suidae. The record is from RefSeq and is a predicted model, not a curated record.